ACACAGUUAUGCUGCAGACGACGUGAAAUGUAUUGAACCUGAAUUUCUGGUUUUUCCCUGCUGCAUUUUCAUAUCAAGGUCUUUACUUUCGUGACGAAAAUAAGGUCUAUGUGAUUAACUACGGGAGUUACAAAUAUAUGAAAGAAAAUUUGGUGUGCAACUCUUGACUACUUCCGAGUCAACAUAACAUGGCAAAAAGAAUGAAGACUGAUAAGAGUGUAAAAUACACACGGAUGACGGACACAGGGGACGGCUAUAUAGAUCUGCAGUUCCAAAGACGACCCUUGAAGAUCCCUUGGAGGUCAAUCGGUGUUGCUUGCCUCCUACUCGCCAUGGGGACCACAUUACUCACCAUUGGAGCGUUGCUUGUAUCAGGACAUAUCGAUAACAAACACAGUGAUAGAAUGUGGCCUGUGCUGAUCCUAGGAAUGCUACUCUUCAUACCGGGGUUCUAUCACGUCAGACUAGCCCUCUAUGCAUUCAGGGGAUACCGGGGUUACUCGUUUGAGGAUAUUCCGGACUAUGACGAUUGAGGUUUACGAUGGACUAUGAUUUGUUAAUUAUGCAGAGGAUUGGAUUGAAAUGCUGUUGAAAUCAUCAUGCUGCUUAAGUAAACAGAGCAUCUGACAUCCCACCCUGUUUUUCACUUAAUAAACAAAUUAGGAGAAUUUUAGGUAGUUAAAGAGAGCUUUCCAAUUCACAAUGUUAAUGUUUUUGAACUUAACAAAAUCCAUUUGUGAUGUUUUUAUCAGGGUGCAAAAUGUGCAAUUCACUGAAAUAAAAAUCCCCAUUACUCAGUAGAACAUACCUAAUAAAACAGUAACAUAAUUUGGGCCAGUAGACCAUGACCAAAGUAAUCCGAUGGCUGUAUAUUUGGAACGAUGAACUCUCAAGCAAUCACUGCACGCAGGUGCCCUCCAUCUGUAUCAUGUGGGCUACUAAAACUGUGCAACCAAAUUGUUAAUAAUAACAAUUUUUAAAAUGAGUUAAAUGAUCUUUGAGUGUGUGAAUUUAACAAAACUUCCUAGAACCAAUAGACCGAUCCAUUAAGCUCCGCCCAAUUUCAUAUUGACCAAUCACAAUGCAACAAAGGUCCGACAAAUAAAGUCCGACAUGCGUGCGUGUAUGCUUUGCGGGCGUGGCAGACUUGUGCAGAAAGGCAUUGGAGAGAUCCUGUGUUCUUGCUCACCUGUGCGUCGUGGGCCAAGCCUAAUGGAUCGGUCUAAUGAAAUGCACAGUUGACUUGCCUGGUGGACCACUUUCCAGAAGCCUUUUGAAAUGCCAAGCCUGGUAGAUGUCUCAAGGCCAGAGUUUCCAACUUUGCUUUGGCCAAAUGGGAUGGUUAUUUGGCAUUGGGUAAAAUGAAAAUGGACUUAUCAUCAGUGUCACUAUUUUAAAACCUAAAACAAACAAACAAACAAACAUCGACACUGUGGACGUUUUUGUUUUGUUUUUAAUUUUGAAUAGUAUUGUUGUAGUAAAGAGAGUUACAUACAUAUCAGUUCAGUACAAAUUCAUUACAUUAUACAAAGUACAAUACGUUAAAAAAAUUGUAGUGGUAUAGGCAAACUGAACUAAUAAUAA
Asterias rubens (European starfish) is the source of this 1584-nucleotide messenger RNA. RefSeq names its product transmembrane protein 230-like. The record is from RefSeq and is a predicted model, not a curated record. Bases 189 to 533 code for a protein of 114 amino acids. Gene Ontology annotation, biological process: synaptic vesicle transport. The transcript is spliced from 3 exons. Gene Ontology annotation, cellular component: endomembrane system; synaptic vesicle. Lineage: Eukaryota; Metazoa; Echinodermata; Asteroidea; Forcipulatida; Asteriidae.